Molecule: messenger RNA, 2950 nt
Organism: Marchantia polymorpha subsp. ruderalis
Lineage: Eukaryota; Viridiplantae; Streptophyta; Marchantiopsida; Marchantiales; Marchantiaceae
Source: the annotation of a GenBank genome assembly
GAGCAUCGAGUUCGUUCGGAGGAGACGAGAGGAGCGGCAACGUGGCGGCACAUGCAGCAGCGCAGGAGAGGCGCGGUUCCAUUGCCCCGCAGCAGCUGGUUGCAGAGCGGGGAGAUCGCUCGCUGGCGGCGGAUCAUUGCUCUCAUCUGAUUCCGGCCUGAGGGAGGGCCUGUGGGAAGGUGCGCAGCUGGGAUCGGGCGAGUGGAGGCGCGGCGCCAAUUCUUCUAUGCGUGUGCAGAUUUCGCGAGCGACGGGCAUAUCCCGCCAUGGCAGAGGUGCUCAGUGAUUCGAAGGGGCUCAUCCGUCACCGCGGCCCCUUCUCGAGUUUCAAGAUUGAGAUGCUAGCUACUCCAAUUAACAGGAGCGACUUGUGGUUUGAUUGUACGACGCCGUAAAGCACAAGAUAACUACUUCGCUCUAUCGUAACUCCGGUGGUGAAAGCAAGGAACAUUCCGUGGCAUAGCGGUUACAAUUGUGACCAAGAGGUUUCUACCUCUUCUGUUGGUGCAUGUAAACUUGGGAAGGAGUCGAACAUCCACAUAAUUUACGCACUUACGCCGGUUGUGAGCUGAACGUCAAAAUGGGGAGCGCAUGCUCUAGGAGGAGAGAUCAACUAGAAAUUGAGGGACUCGAUUCGCAGUCUGAGGUAUCAGGAGGCUUGAGCAGAAACAUAAGCUUGAGGUGGCCCGUGAAGCAGCCCAGCUUUGGAAAUGAACAGGAAUUGGUACUGAAGGCCGGAGAACACCCGACCCUGUUGGACAUAGCUGUACGGCAUACAUGCCAGAACAUUGGAAGGUAUAGAUCCUUGGCCACUUUGCCGAGAGAUCUCAGCCAACAAGUAUUCAAUGAGCUUGUUCGCCGCCAACAACUCACUGGUCAAAACUUCGUAUUGUUUUCAGAGUGUGCUCUUCAGGAUAUACAUCUUGGAGAUUAUGCCGGAGUGGACGACAGCUGGAUGGAGGUUAUCGGAAAACAAGGGGAGUCUUUGCUAGCGUUGGAUAUUUCAAGUGCACCCAUUUCAGAUGAAGGAUUUUCCUUCAUAAAAGGGUGUUGGAACUUGGAGGCCUUGUGUAUGAAUUACUGUUUGCAGAUAUCUGAUAUCGCAUGCACAACAUUUACAGGUCUAACCAACUUGACAACCCUAAGUUUCCGAAACAGUAAUCUCAUAACGGCUGCUGCAAUGACCCAUCUGUCUGAGCUUGUCAAUCUAACAAGUCUGGAUCUGGAGAAGUGUCCGAAAAUACAUGGAGGUCUUGCUCAUCUGAAGGGGUUGACAAAGCUGAAGAGUCUAAAUGUUGGAUGGUGUAUAAAUAUCAACAAUGCGGACAUAAGGGCAGUGGCAGGUUUCACCGACCUGGAAGAACUGCAGAUUUCUCGGAGCAGAGUGAAUGACAACGGCAUUUUAGCUCUGAGAGGAUUGACGAAACUUCGGACGCUCUGUAUGGAAGGGUGUCCUGUUACUGCGGCAUGCAUGGAUACUCUGGCUGGCCUGAAGUCUUUGUCCACUCUCAACGUCAAACAUUGCCGCGUUACAGAUACAGGUGUGAGGAAAAUGGAAGGACUUGUGAAUUUAAAACACCUGGAUAUGGGAUACACCGAAAUAACAGAUAUUGGUGCUACUUUCCUAAGAGGUUUGAGCAAUCUGGAGUCUUUAAACUUGGAUUCAUGCAAAGUUGGAGAUUUCGGAGUUCAGCACUUCAAAGGUCUUCGUAAUCUUCGUCAGUUGGACCUUUCAGACACUCAGGUCGGCAACUCGGGACUUCAACAUCUUUCAGGUUUGAACAAGCUGGAAAGUCUUAAUCUGUCUUUCACCUCAGUGACGGAUAGUGGACUAAGAAGGAUAUCAGGAAUCACAUCACUCACAUCACUGAACCUCGACUCAAGGCAGAUUACAGACAACGGCCUAAUGGGCCUAACAAGUUUGACGAAUCUGACGAGCUUGGAUAUGUUUGGGGCCCGAAUUACAGACCAAGGCACACCAUAUCUGAAGCAUUUCAAGAGGCUACAGUCUCUGGAGCUAUGCAAUGGAAGUAUUACAGAUGCAGGUGUGAGGAACAUCAAGGACUUAACGUCCCUUACCUCACUGAAUCUUUCCCAGAAUACUCAUUUGACAGACCACGCACUGCAGUUUCUUUCCGGCAUGACCUCAUUAGUGUCAUUGAACGUAAACAACUCGCGUAUCACCAACGCAGGGCUGCAGCACCUACGACACUUGAGCAAUUUGACCUCCCUGGCACUACAUUCGUGCAAAGUCAGCCAAGAUGCAGUAAACAUGCUUCAGUCAUCUUCCUUACCGAACCUAACUGUCAUUCGUCGCUAGUCAACUAAAGAGUGGAGAAGGUGCUUAUUCUUCGGCUUAUUUCAUUCUCUACAAGGGGAGUCACACACUCACAAGCUUACAGAGCAGAGAAGAGAAAACGGAAGCUGGUCAAGGAAAUGGCAGAACCUUUGGCUGAUUCACCGAGAACAGGAGGAUCAUGCGACAGAAAGAGCUUCUUAUGCUGUGCGUUGAUAAGUGGAUGGGACGAGACACCAUCAGCGCUUAGAACAUCCACGUCACUCUUUACACGUCAGGGAGCGAAGACGUCUUUCACGAUGAAACCAGGAUAGACUUACUAUGUACAAAUGCAGCUGCUUAGUGUAAAUUGUGUAGAUCGAUAGAAACAUAAUGUUCAUGGAUUGGAGAUCUCGACAGAGCCAUUAUUGCUGAUGGCUCAUUGUAAUCUAAUUGGAAUUUAAUCCGGUGAUACCUCCCGACCGACCGAGAGCACAGCGAGAGAGAGAGAGAGUAUAGGACCAGUAACAACUGUAAAUAUCACUUGUUCUGUUCGAUACCCCCACCUGUCUUAGAGGUGAUAUAGAUAGAUCGAUACGGCACCACCAGCACAAGGAUCAGAGUCUCGCAUGUUGUCCACUUAAUAAUAUCACGUCUGGCGUUAGCCUGGAUCUU